CAUACGUGGAGUUUCCGUUCCAAGCCACCGGUCCACUCUACCAGGUUUCAAUGCUCCGCAGCGUCCUGUCCAACUUUGACAACAGCAAUGACCAAAAAAAAGGCUAAAGCAAAGAAGCAUAAGAAAGAACGAAAAAGAUCGCCCACACCCCCCUGUGAGGAUAGAGGGAAGCGAAAAGAUGACAGAGAGACUCCUGGCAGGUCAAAGGAGAGAAACGAACAUGAGCAUGCGUCUAGGAGAAAAAGCUCUGGCGGUCCACAGUCAGCUACGGAAGACAGUCCAAAGAAGGAGACGUACAAAAAAUCAGAUGUAAAAAUCAAGCAGGCGGUGUUCAGAAACAAAAUAUCUCAGGACAGCGAUCACAGAGCAUCACAUAGCUCAGUGAAACGUUCCUCUUUGGAACAUUAUGUCCCCAGCACAGGGAAAAGCUCAAACAGCCAGACUCCAUCCAGGUCUUCUUCUAUUGUCUCAUCCCAAGAGCUGGAGGAGCAAAGGAAGAAGCUAGUUAAGAGGAGGUCUACAUCAGAGGACCCCAGACAGAGAUCACCCAAGGCUGCAUUUCUUCCUGAGGAGCAGAGCAAGAAGCUAGAGAAGAGGAGGUCCUUGCCAGAGGAGGAUUACCCUGCGGCCAAGAGGCGGAACACUGAAGAGCGGGUUGAUGUUGGUGUGGUGCACCGAAAGUCUAAGGAGUUGAGUGAGCAAAGAAAGAAGCUGGUGGACCGCGGGCCCAGGGAGUUACGCAAAGAGGUUGUUUCAGAAGGGAAAUGUAGCUGUCCUAUUAAAAGAGAAAGCAAGCACUCGAAGGAGAUUUCAUCCUCCAUCAAAAAUACAAAAGCUACCCAACAUGUCGGUCCUAAAAUGCAGGACAGCGACAGACAAAAAGGGCGGUCUCACUCUGCACGUCAUCAAACCUCAGGAGAAGAGCUGUCAUCAUGUCCUCGUCUUCCAGUUACUUUCAAGAUCCCUAAGAAGUCUAAUGUUGUAAAAGCACAGAUGGAUGCACAUGUUUGGGACAAUCAUAAAAUGUCUGCAGUCAUCAAAAAGCAUUCCAUCCCUGUUUCUGUGAGCUCUCCACCUGCACAGCCAAAUAAACUGAGGCCUACAGACAUUUCUGCUCGAGUUCCUCCCUGUUUAAAGUCACAUAAAACAUCAUCUUUACCUCAAGUCCAGCUUGGGCAGUCUAGUCCAUUGAGAGAGAGAAGCUCACCAAGGAACACUGCUACACAACAUGCUCUUUGUCAAGGUACUUCUACUGAGCACACAGAAACAUUUGACAAUGACCAAGAGAUGCAGCUGGUUGAGGAAUUGCACUUGGCCCGCUCUGACAAGAGACUGCAGGUGAAUGUGGUGGAGAGCUAUGGAGAGCUUACCUGCAUGGAUGUCGACCCGCCAGAAGAGGGCAUCACUGUGACACAUAGUCAGGGGCAGCACCUGCAGGACCUCUUAAUUGUGCUGGACACCAAUGUUCUCCUCAGCCAUCUGGACUUUGUGAAGAAGAUGAGGUCUCAUGGGCUUGGAGCCUUGGGCUUCCCUACACUGCUGGUCCCCUGGGUGGUUCUUCAGGAACUGGACUCACUGAAGAGUGGAAAAUUGUCCAGGGAAGUGGAGCACAAAGCCCGGCCGGCUGUCCAUUACAUCUAUAGCUGCUUGAAGAGCCAAGAGCCACGUCUCUGGGGACAGUCCAUGCAGCAGGCCUCCCAGGCUUCCUGUGGGCUGGGCGUCGUGAACAAUGACGAUCGAGUGCUGCAGUGCUGUCUGCAGUACCAGAUGUUAUAUCCAGAGGGCACUCUCAUCCUGUGCACUAAUGAUAAGAACCUGUGCAGCAAAGCUCUGCUGAGUGGAGUUAAUGCCCUGAGUAAAGCAGAUCUUGUGGAGCAGGCAGAAGGAAACCCUGGGCUGUUCAACUGCAGCCAAGGCCAGCAUGCUGCCCGUCCACCUUCAGGACACACCAAGGAAGAGCAUGAGAGAAAGCUGUGUAAUGAAGAGGAGGAGGUGAGCAGGAGAACGGCAUCUUGUGCAGAGUGGCAGCUGAGUGAGUGUGUGCCUGUGCUGGAGAGCAACCUGCAGAGUGCUCUCUCUGCAGUUCUGGAAGAAGAGAUGAAGGCUGCUUAUGGAGAGCUGUGGACAGAGAUAGUGUAUUUGAAACCUCCGUGGACUCUGGAGGCUGUGCUGCAGUGUUUCCGGAAGCAUUGGAUUGCUGUGUUUGGGAACAUUAUCAAGAGAAAUCUAUUGAGUUGUGUGGAGACACUUGGCAGCUGUUUGUGCUUGGGUGCAUCAGUGGAGCGCGGCUCUGUUCUGACUGCCUUGCGCGCAGCUGAGGAGCUGCUGAUGGAGCUUAGCGGCAGGUCUCAGUACAGUGGCCACGUGGCAACAGCUCUCUCCUGUCUCCAGACUCUACGACACAGACUGCAAGGCCAGCCUCAGGAAAAGACAGUGGAGGACACCAGUGAUGGUGACACCCUGAUGGCUGAGGCGGUGGAAGAUGUAGCACCACCUCCCCAGACCUCUCCUAAUGAAGUGUGGGCUUUUUUUGAGAGCCUCUGGAACAAUGUCUGUCAUGUCAGCUCGACUCUGUUCUCGGCACUACAGUACUCACCAGACUCAAUGGAGACAGUGCAGCUGUUCUUCACAACCCCACCUCAGGAUGCUCUGACCUGCCUCCACCGGCUCUCCACUGCUCUCACACAGCUGCUGGAGGCCUUCCAAAGGGUACUAUCUGUGGACAGCACUGUAGAGGACGCUCAGGCCAUGCUCACUGUUAUUCACACUAGUGAGAUUGCUGCUGUGGAGCCACGGUUCACUGCCAAGGACCUGUUUGAAUGCCUGUCUCAACGAGAGUACAGGGAAAAGCUGUGUGUAGGAGGAGCCCAGCUGAUGGAGCUAAAAGCAAAUCUGGAUCGCUGUGCAGCUACUGUGUGUGGUCAGAGUGAAAGCAGAACCUGAAGCUGGUAAUGAAACACAACCAAGCUACACUGACAGCCUGUUCACAUCCACACUACAGCGGGGCAGCUGAGUGGUUCAGUAUUCAGAUGGACUGAAGAACGUUGUUUACAUGUGUGACUACCACCAAAACCUCAUCAUCUUACUGCACCUCCGCUUUUAUACCAGGCUCAUCACAGUCAGAACACUAGGAAGUUGUAGCAGUUGUGGAAGUUAAUCUAGGUUAACCUUUUAAUCUGUUCUGUACGGUGCCCAACAAGACCCUAUUCAUUGUACAAUUUAAAACACUUUGCAAACUCAUAAACGUGCUGCAAACACAGAACACUUUCACCAACAUGACUCCAUCAGAGCAACAUUUUACAGACGCACUAAUAAAGAAAAAACACAUGCAACUUCAGAAACACUGCAAAGCCAGUCACAACACAAUGGAAGUGAGCCACAACACCACAGAAAUGUUUCUGGAAGAAAGGGCUCAAAGGGGAUGGAAUAUCUGUGAUGGAAAAUCACUGACAGAAGUAGAUAAGACCGCUGACACAUCCCAAGUUCAUAGUUAACUUGGCUGGCAUAGCUGUACUGUUCUCUAGUAUUACUACUUUAACUUUUACAGCUAAUUCCCAUUACAAUACAGUGAUUGUAGUGAUAUGCUCAAAUAAAAGUUGACUUACUUUUACCAGAUGUUUGUGCUGCAUAGAAUUUAGAAGUCUGGAUGGCUACAUCCUCUUUAAGUGUCCUCUGGAAACAUCUCUGUUGUGUUGUGACAGACUUAUAAGCAUUUCUGAAGUUGCAUGUGUUUUCUUUGUUUGCAGUGCAUUUAUGUAAUGUAGCAUCGGUGUUGUCAAUUUGAUGAAAGUGGUUUCUGAGUUUGUGGAGUGUCUACGACUUUACAGCGCAUUUGUAAAAUGCAUUGCCCGUGUUGUCAUUUUAAUGAAAGUGUUUUCUGCGUUUGCAGCUCGUUUCUUAUUUGCAGUUUGUUGGGUCUUUUCUGCCACCGUAGUUCUGAGACCAGCUUUACCUUUUCUACUUGGUUUUCUCUGUGAGAAGCUGGAUCUUGCGAAAGUCGGGAGAGGCCAUGAGCUGUUGCUAGAAUUUUCUGGAUUGUUAUCUUGAGAUAACAAGUUAAUUAUCUUGUUUUGUUAUAUUGAGAUCACAAGAUAAUUCACUCGUUAUCUCAAGAUAAAACUCCAGAAAAUUAUAACUACCUCGUGGCCUCUCCGGACUUCCAUAGGAUUUAAAUUCGUGUUCUCAUUUACAACCUGUUUUAGAGCCAGUUUAAUUUUUUACUUUAACAAAUUACAGAUGCACUUGGUUUUGUGCAAAAGUUUGGGUACCCCAGUCAAAUUAUGUUUGUUGAUUUUCUAAGCAAAAAUAAGUUAACUCAUCCUCUAUGGAGAGUGCACUUC
This is a messenger RNA of Colossoma macropomum (tambaqui), 4340 nucleotides long. It is a transcript of the gene swt1, whose product is annotated as SWT1 RNA endoribonuclease homolog. The transcript has 18 exons. The record is from RefSeq and is a predicted model, not a curated record. Bases 88 to 2943 code for a protein of 951 amino acids. Gene Ontology annotation, cellular component: nucleus. NCBI's taxonomy places the organism in Eukaryota, Metazoa, Chordata, Actinopteri, Characiformes, Serrasalmidae.